Messenger RNA from Astyanax mexicanus (Mexican tetra), 1184 nucleotides. RefSeq names its product claudin-23-like. Gene Ontology annotation, biological process: bicellular tight junction assembly; cell adhesion. Lineage: Eukaryota; Metazoa; Chordata; Actinopteri; Characiformes; Acestrorhamphidae. The transcript has a single exon. The coding region runs from base 124 to 831 and encodes 235 amino acids. Gene Ontology annotation, molecular function: structural molecule activity. Gene Ontology annotation, cellular component: bicellular tight junction; plasma membrane. The record is from RefSeq and is a predicted model, not a curated record.
GGUAGUUUCCACUGCAGUGUGAAGAGAGCACAUUCUCAGUUUCACUCAGAGUCACUGCUUCAGUUUGGAAGUGAAAGCUCCUCAAAGCUGCUUUUACAGUUUGUGAUCACCACAAUAUCCACUAUGCGACCUUCAGGGAUGAUGAUGCACUCAGUGGUUUUAGCACUUAGCGGAUGGAUCUUGAACCUGGCCAGUACAAUCUCGCCCAACUGGCGCACUCUCCAUAACGUCACUGGAGAGCAACCUGAUGUGGUGCUACAACAGGGGAUAUGGGACAUUUGCUGGAACAUCAUGAAAAAUGGACAGAAGGAUAUGCUUUGCAGCCAACAGAACCAAAACUAUUUCAACAGCCAGAUCAUUAUAACUGCCCAGUGGAUGAUGGUGGUAUCACUGGGUGCCAGCAUAGUGGGCCUUGUUGUGGUUAUUGGAGCCCACAUCUGGAUGAAAAGACUGAGAUGGCUGGUGGCUGGUCUUGGAGGAUUCAUCAUUUCAUGUUCAGGAGCUGCUGCCAUUGUCCCCGCUGCAUGGUACGCUUACUUACUGAAUGAUAUUCCAUCUCCAGGUGCAAGCAUUCGUCUGGGACACUGCAUAGUCCUGGGAUGCAUUGGGGGUUUUAUGGAAGUCCUGAGUGGAUUUAUCGUAUUUGUUGGAUUCUGCCAAAGCUAUUGUUGGCAAGGAGAUAAUGGUGAAGAUACUACUCCAGAGUCCAUAUAUAAACCCAACUGCAGGAGGAUAUCCAGAGAGGGCAGAAUUCCAUAUGUUAGACAUUCCCAGAGGGAUGUUGACAAUGUUUUGCAAAAAGAGAGAGAUUUAUUAAUUAUCUUUCAUUGAUCAAUCAUUAUUAAUAAUUCUGUUUGUAAAUGGAUUCUCGUCUUUUAAUAAUAGAUUUAAUUAUUAUUUCUUUAUCGUAAAAGUAUAGAAUUUCUGUGAGGGGAAUGGUAUACUGAAGACUGUUGUAAAUUAUUCUUUGAGUGAUGUCGUAGAAGAAUCAUCUUUGGUGACGUGUGAAGAACCUUUUAAAGGUUUACAGAAAGCAGAGUAAACGGAAGGUUCUUCACAUUUUUCACACUUCAUCUCUUUAACAAAAAUAGGCUUAUUAUAACCUAAAAUGUGGCGUGGCUUGAUGUCAGUUCUUAAACACCUUGGGUUUUUAUUCUUGGGAAUCAAUAAACUGUAUCUGUUGA